GCAUGCUAGGCUGUGCUUUGCGGCUGUGUUAAAACUGCCGUCGAUUGCGGGCCUUACGCCCACUUUUGAACGUGCAGCGGCGCGUCACACCGCCCCGCAGACCCACGCAGCGCUAAGCAAACGCGCAGCGGCGUCGCGUGGUCCAGUAGAGACGUACAAACAGUAAAAACGCAAAAAGCACUGUUAGAUGCCCGCCCGCCGCAACCGCCGCCUCAGCGGCGCUUCCGCGCUCGCGGACGCGUCCAGCGACGAGGAAGAAGAAAGAGAAGAGGUCCCGAAGCCCAAGCCCAAGGGCCGCCGCCGCCUCUCGAGCGGCGCCGCUUUGAUGGCGUCCGAUAGCGACGAGGAAGAAGCCAAACCUAAGAAGAAGACCAACCGCCGCCGCUCAGGAGUAGCGAGCCGCCGUAGUUUCGGCAAGGCGGCGCUCGCCAGGACCGCCGCAGUAGACAUGUCCGCGGACGAGGUCGCGGCCAUGUACUCGAAGACCAUCAAGAUGGCCACGGAAGGCAAGAUCAACGCCAAGAACGCCUGGAACCUGCCGCUCAUCGACCACAUGCGCGACGUCGUCAAGGGCGAGGAUUCCACAGAUAAGAAGCGGCCGCAGCGCGCCGUGAACUUCCAGAAGGCGUCGUGCACGAUCGAGGCCGGCAUGAAGAUCUAUUGUUCCCGCGUCGAUGAUACACUCACCACAUCUUAUAGGGUGCUCGAGUCGUUGCAUAGGGGCAAGGACGAGAACAAUGACGAGGAGGAGGACAACGAGCCGAACGAGAACGACGACGAAGCGACGCAGGCGAAGAAAGCGAGGAAGAAGAAGGAGAAGAGAAGAGGAGACGCCGCCUCGACAUUGGCUUCACUAGAUCAGAUCGACGCCGUUGAUGUGGACGAGGCCGCGACGGACGUGCUGUUCUCGCGCCUGUCUCGUUCUGGAGGUAGUGGAUUGACGGACGGCACGUCGGCGCGAGCCAUGCUUUUGUUGAGGCUCGCGGCGGAGGGCGCCUGCGUGUCGUUCGGGGAUUCGGGUGUUCUGGACGAUGGGCAGGAGGACGCCGUCGUGCACGUGCAGCCGUUGAGGGAUUUGUUGCCUACCGUUCCGACGGAGUUCUGCCCCGCUUUAUCACAAUUACGAAGAGAGGUCGAGGACGGCGUCGUGGCCGAGGAGGUUGUUCCGGAGGACGAGGGCGGCUUCCUCGCGGGCGCCGACGAUGACGAUGACGGUUGUCGCUUCGACGAUGGCGAUGACGUCGGUGGUGAUCUGGAGGGGGCGCUCGACGCGGCGUUGAACGACACGGCCGGUGGGUUGGGCGCGCCGGCGGCGGUGGACGGGGAACUGGACGCGACGGCGGCCUUCGCGCUCGUGAGCGGCGCUUUGGCUCGCGCCGGCGACGCGAACUUCUUCGACGCGGCGCGGCUGGCGGUUUUUAUGCGGCGUCCUUUUUUUGCCAUUGACGCGUCUCUGAUCAUCAACCUACACAGGCGCGGAACGCCUGGGCCGGCGCGGCGCACUGGAAGGCCGCGGCGCGACCGAAAGCCGCCCCGAAGGACGGUCCCGCCAAGAAGAAGAAGCGCGCGGCCACCAAACGCGAGUCCGACCUCGACUUCGGCGGGCCGCCUCCUUCACCAGAUGCGCUCGCGCCGCCGCCGCCGAAGCGGGGCGGCGCGGACCCGCUCGCGCUGGGCCCGGCGGCGCUGCAGCGGUUGCAUGCCGGCGCGCGCGACCUGGUGCUGCCGCCGGACUUGCGGGUCACGCCGGGCCAGCUGCGGAGGCUGUUUUUGCUGGAGGACGUGGCCGUCGCGGCCGCGGCGCGGGGCGACGAGGCCGCGCUCGAGGGGUUGGGCGAGGGGUAUGGACAAGCGGAGUCCGACGACGACGAUUAUGGCGGGUUUGGUGGCGAUGAGGAGAAUGAGGACCGGUUCGCGAUUCCUGAUGAUCCUAUGACCCCCGGCUUCCAGAAGGGGCGGCCGUCGGUGCUGCCGACGCCGGGGCGGGCGUCCUUCUCGGGCGCGGACGGCCCCGAUCUAUUAGCGUGCGGGAGGAAAGUGGACAAGGUGCAGAUCGCCUACGCGACGCGGGCCAAGAAGGUCGACGUCCGCAAGCUCAAGGCGCAGAUGUGGCGCGACGUCGAGGCGACGCCGGAGUCGGACUUCGCGGCCGUGGUCAACCGCGUGGGGGCGCAGCAGCGCCAGAGCGACGUGACGAUGCCCUUCUACUUCAUCUGCCUGCUCCACCUGUGCAACGAGAAGACGCUGGCGCUGAACGCGGACGGGCUCAAGAACUUCGCGGUGUCGACGGAGGGGUAGGCGGCGCGUUUCCCUUCUUCCCGCGUAAGACAAGUACACAAUUA
Pelagomonas calceolata is the source of this 2342-nucleotide messenger RNA. The record is from the annotation of a GenBank genome assembly. NCBI's taxonomy places the organism in Eukaryota, Pelagophyceae, Pelagomonadales, Pelagomonadaceae.